Molecule: messenger RNA, 2190 nt
Organism: Schizosaccharomyces japonicus yFS275
Lineage: Eukaryota; Fungi; Ascomycota; Schizosaccharomycetes; Schizosaccharomycetales; Schizosaccharomycetaceae
Product: membrane anchored protein Mac1
Exons: 1
Coding region: 364-1794 (476 amino acids)
Cellular component (GO): membrane; plasma membrane
Source: RefSeq, a predicted model, not a curated record
UGACAAUUUAGUAUUUCAGUAAAGGAAAGCAGUCGCAUUAACGUAACCAGAGCCAAACACCAAUUUUCAGCUUGCUGGUCUGUUUUUGUGAGAGCAAUCGACUAAGGGUUCACCUGGGCUCCUUUCCUCUCAAGUCCUCUCAGUGGCCGAUUAAUCAUUCUCCGGAUUGGUCAUUUUCUUCAUCCCGUUUCUUCUUCGUUCCCUUUUUUGUUUGCAUCGUUGUACUCAUUCUUCCGUGAUUCUUGUGGGACACUUCCAUAAUACUCUAUUAGUCGACGUUCCCAAGAAACGUUCUCUUUGAUAUCUUAAUCCGCAGAUUCUCCUCAUCGUUGUUCUCUCCUUGUCCUUUUUGUUUGUAACAUUAUGAUCCGCAACGCCUUCGGUUUCGUUUCCCUUGUGCUGCUAAUGGCUGCGAUGACUAUGCUCAUUUUUGGCUGCAUUACAUCUCCAGUAACUGAGGCUCUUCAUUUGGCAGCUGUUGACAAUAUACAUUUUGGUAUUUUUGGCUAUUGUAAUCUGAAUACCUCUGUAUGCUCGAGCACUUCGUUUGGGUAUCAAUUGGAGUCGGAAACGAGCAACUUUUAUUUCAAAAAAGAGGCAACUCGUUUGACAUUUACGAAGGUUUUAAUCGCGCACAUUGUCGGUGCUGGCAUGUCUUUAAUUGCAUCUUUCUUUACUGUAUUGUCCUUGUUUCAGCGUCUCAAUCGGAAACGUGGUCUGAGCAUCUUCCUCAUCCUAAUUGUUGUCUUCGCUAUGCUUGUUUCUGUACUGGCAUAUGUGAUCGAACUUAUUCUCUUCCUUCCCCACAACAAUUGGCCCUCUCACAUUGCUGCCGGUGCCAUUGCUGCUCAAUUUUUCGCAAUCAUAUUCCUGUCAGUUCGUGAUGUCUCUAUCGCGCGUGCUAACAAACGUGAACGGAAGGUCGCAGCAGCAGUACGGGAAGUGGAGGAGAAGACCGUCUACAAUGAGGAUGAAGUAUCUGAUGCCAAUUACCCACUUACGCUUGAUGCCAAGCUUAACGAGGCCAAGGCAACGCUUCCCCACUUUGCCGCGCGGAGCAAUGACCAGCUCUCCGUCCCUGCGACGCGUCUCGACACUGCCAGUAGCAUUUCGUCACUUAACGUUGACCACAAGGGGUCCGCGGAUGUGGUUCGCGAAAGUGUUAUUAUCAACUCUUACAGCAGUUCACCGGAUAAGCAUGCUAAUGUUUCCCUGGCUGGAUAUGAAGAGUUCCGUGAUUCUGACUACUCGCCGACUCACACCCCUCAGCCAACGAGUUCUCCUUUUGCUAUGCCGAACAACGCGUCUGCUAAUGCCGUCAACAAUAAGGUGUCUGCUCCAAGUACUCAUUCCCAGAACAGCACCUCAGUGUUUGCCGUCCCACCUCAGCCAUCGUCACGUAGUGCGGCUUCAGCUCCAAGAAGCCGUUCGCCCUCUAACACCGGUCCUCGUCCUUUGCCCAACAACCACGCUUUCAAUCCCAAUUCGCAUCCUCGUGGAAGACCCCAGAAUGUUCAACGGCCUCGUGGCCAGAUGCAUCCUCCUCCCGGUCGCUCUCCUCUCAACGGAACUCCUAAUGCGGCUCCUAAUAUGCGCAAUGCCAGCAGAGGGGCUCCCCGGCCGCGUCCGCAAAGACGAGUACCACCGGCACAACAGCAACCACCAGCAUCAUUUGACCAGCAUCCAGUUACUUCUUCCACUUUGGACGCGCUUUCGGGAAACGCGGACUUUGAGCUGCCGACUCGUAAGCCCUACCGUCCGCGGGCGGGCAUGAAUAACCAUGGACCUUACUAGGUUGCCGAGUCGCUGUGACCCGAAAGUGCGAUUGCCAUUUUAACCCCUAACUCCCCUUAGCAUGUGUUCUUCCGUUAGUUGAUUUUUUGUUGUCUUACGGUUAGUUCUUGUCAUUCUUGUUUUCUUUUUCUGACGUGCAGUCUUUGCCUUGCCGAAACGUGUGCAUGGAAAGCUCUACGAGAUGUGCUGCGCGCGUCUUGUCGGUGAUGUACUACACAGUGCAUGUUUUCUCGUGUACGCUGUUCAUACGGGUUUGAUUGUAUUUCUUUUGUUGCUUCAUGUGUUUCAGCAGGCUGGGCCCUUGUUAUGUAAUAGGAUAUACUUAGUUUCCAUUACUACUGCAGAUAGGAGUUUUGAGUGAGUCUACUGCGUAACGUGUUAUCGGAGCAUUGGGAU